ACAUAUGGCAACACAUUACGACCAUUUGCGCUGGCCAGACCGAAAUGACUUGACGGCCUAGGUCUUUGCUUUCCCGCCCUAGUGAAGGAUGCCGCCAGCCGGCGAGCUCAUCCCGUAUAUCAAUGCGGUGUUCCCCGCAAGGGAUGCCACCGAUUAUAACUUGUUACUGCGGCGCGCUGUGGCGCUGUGGCUCUACGGUGGCGAAUAUCGGUACCCCAAGGAUGUUCUGGGGUAUCAAUCGUCGAUGUACUUGCUGGGUCAUUUCCUGAAUAUCACCUUCUGCGACAUAUGGCAAGACAAGGGCCGCAUGCAGUGGCGCAGCAUCGCCGACUUCCUGCAGCACCCCGACUCGCACGGCGUGUUCGAUGUGGUCACGCCCAAGGAGGGCAGCGCGCCCGGCGACCGCACACAGGUGGUGCGGCUGAACCCGGCGCAGGUCCGGGCGGUGGCGCUGGAGGCGGGCGGGCCGCUGGAGCUGCAGUUCAGUGCGGAGGAGCCGGACCCCGUGGCCUACCGCAAUGCCAUAGCCAAGGCGGUGCAGGCGGGCUGGCCGGGCAAGACGCCCAUCGCGGCCUUUCGGCGCCGCGUGGCCCUUGAGCUGAGCGCCAUGCGCAACGGGCCCCUGGGCGACCACAGCUGCCUGUCGGCCGCCUUCACCAGCCGGCUGCGCACGGUGGUUGGGCCGGAGCUGCUAUCGCACAUCACCGCCAACGGCGGCGGCCGCAUCCACCUCAAGAGCCUGCUGGCGCGGCCGCACGAGGGAGGGCCCAAGGACGAGGCCGUCACGGGCGCACACGCCUUCAUGCGCUGUGUGCAACUGCCGUAUGACGCCUGCUGUGUCCUAGACUUACACGGUUUGUUGGAGUGGCAUGCAAACAACGGCGGCGGUGCCGGGCCGUUGGGCGCCGCCGCGCCGCCGCGCCGCACCGGCGGUGGUGGCGGCGCUGUAAACAUCGACCUGAGCGGGUUAGUGCCCCGGUACGGCACGCCGGGAGCGAACCAGGCCUCGCCGUACGUGUCUAGCGGCGGCGGCAGUGGGUCUGACCGGGAUGACCUCUCGGGCCUGCCGCUACCCGAGGCCGCAGCCAUGGCCUUCCCGGGCGUCGCCGCCGCCGCGCAGCUCCGCCGCGCGCUGGCGGGCCGGCUGGCUGUAGCAAAGGGCGCCGCUGGUGACGACGGCGGCGGCAGUAGCAACUCCCUGGAGGCAGCCCUGCCGCGCCACACCGCUCCCUGGUCCCUCAUUGCGCCCAUGGUGGCGGCGUCGCGUGCGGCGGCGAUCCAGCCGUCGCUGAAGACACCGGGUCCCUUCCGUGCCUUCCUGCUACACCCCGCCAGCGGCGGUGUCUUCGACACCGUACGGCUGUACGUUUUCAAUCCCCACUCCGGCGUCAAGGAGGCUGUGGACUGUGUGCAGCUUAGUCCGGAGGCGCUGCGUCGGCUUGUGCCAGCUGGCGUGGCGGCGGCGAUCGCCGCUGCCUGGCCCGCUGAUGACGACUUCAGCCGCCUGCGCCGCGCGGCAGCGCACGUGCUCAGCCGCUGGCCGCGGGGCAGCGGCGCCGGAGACGCAGCCUACACAGGCCAGGCGGGGUUGGUGGGCGCGGAGAUUAAAAAGCGGGAGCCGGCGCUUUUCGGAGUUUACGGCGGCCCCAACAAAGGGUUGUUUACCAAGCUGGAUGAGAGCGCCGGCGGCCGGCGGGCGGGCGCCGGCGGCGCCGAGGCGGGCGGCUACAUUGCGUAUGUGCGGGAGGACGGGCGGGAGGGGUACCUGAGGCUUAAGGCGCACGCGCUGGUGCGAGACUUUCCCCAGCAUCACAAUGACGCCGAGCUGGGGCUGGUCAUUGAAGUGCCGGCAGCAGUAGCAGCGGCGGCGGGUGGCACGCGCCCCGCCGGCUUUGCGGCGGCGCCCGCAGCCGCGGCGGAUCCAUGGGCCGGCUUGGCGCCACCGCCAGAGGCGUCGGCAGACUUUGGUGGUGGCUUUGGUUACGGUUACGGGCAGCAGCCGCAGCAGGAGGCGUCGUACGACGCGUCUGGUAACGGAUACGAUCCGUACGGGGUUCAGUACGAGGGUUACGAGGGCUCUGAGGCGGCGGCGGCGGCUGGCGGCGGCGAUGCCGGCGGCGCGGCGGCGGCAGUGGCGGCGCCGCCGCCGGCGGUGGCGGAGAGCGGUGUCCAGCACCAGAUGAUUAUGUCACUGACACCGCCGGUGGUCACGUGGGUCAAAGACAUUGCCGGUUUCAACACCAUGAUUGCGCACUGCCAGGGCGUGGCACAGCUGGGCGUGGCGGUGCACGCGGCGGGCGGCCGGGCGGCGGUGUGUGUGGGCCUGUACGCGCCAGCAGCCAACACAGCCUCCGACGGAGCUAACAGCGCCUGGGACGCCUACGGCAACCCCUCCGUCAGGGAGCCCGCCACCGUCUACCUGUUCCGCGUCACAGACAUCCUGGGGGGCGGGGGCGCCGGCGCGGGGGCGGCGGGAAGUCUUGGAGGGGCGGAGGGUUUCAGCAGCACUGCCAACGGCGGCGCGGGCAGCACCUCUUCGCUGCUGUCGCCGCCGGGCGGGGGUCUGCCGGGCGCCAAGGCGCGUGUGAAGGCGCUGCUGGAGAGCCCCAUGGUGGUCAAGGUGGUGCACGGCUGCGAGCAGGUUCUGACGCUGUCCCCCGCUCUGGGCGGCUGCAUGCCCAGCCCCCUGCUCGACCUGCGACUCCUGGUCCGCGGCCUCACAGCGCUGCUGCCCGGCACAGCCGAGGGCGCGCCGCCGCUGCCCGCGCUGCCGCCGCCGCUGCCAGCCGCCAUGGCGCUUGGGCCCAUGGGUACGAUGGCGGCGGCGGGGCUGUCGGCGCACGUGAACGCGCUGCAGGCGGCGCUGGGCGGCACGGGGCUGUGGAGCGACCGGCCGGCGCUGCUGGCGGCGCUCAUGUCGAGGCACAGCGCGGCGCUGCGGGAGGACAUGUUUGGAGCCAAGGACUGGGACAGCAACCCGGCCGCGCACGAGGCGGCGCUGGCGGCGGCUGCCCAGCACCUGCCCGAGCUGUACGAGGCGGUACAGGGCGAGGGGCUGCCCUGGGUGGCCAUGGCGGGCGCCGCCGCCGCCGCCGCCAGGGCGCUGGAGAAAGUGAUGGCGGCGGCGCCGCCGUAGGCGGCCCUGGCUGCGGGCGGCAGGCUGUGUAGCUGGAUGUGUGCCUAGAUGGCGACUGCCGGAAGCUGGAUACGUGUUAGGGGGUGGGAGCGGGAGUGGCAAGGAGAUUGAUGCAGGAUUGAUGGAUGGGUGAGUGCAGCUGUUCGAUUGUGGGUGGCGCGAAUGUACUGGGUACGGCUGCGGCAGCAGGAUGGCGCAGAGAUGCCGGUUGUGUGCGGGGUUCGUGCUGUGCCCGUGUUUAGUUUUGGGAAUCACAUCUGGCGGGGGGCAGUUGUCCGAAUCCUCCAGGAGGUUGGUGGUGCGCCCGCCCGACGCCCCUGACAUGAGGGAUUGAAGGGGCGGACGGCGACCUCGCGCUACCGUGUUGUUGGGUCUUGCCGGCGGCAGCGCUGGCCAGUAGGGGCCAUGUUGGCUCUGCUGUAAAUUCUGCAAGCUGUGAUGUAAUCCCAUGUCAGCCCACACGGGCUAUGCUGGGUCAUUUCCUGAAUAUCACCUGAUGUGACAUAUGGUCCGCUGCAAACAAUUGCAGAUGCAAAAAGUACCGCACAGUUGCAAAACAUGUCAAGUGACAGGCACGAGUGACAGGGCUGUAACUUUAAUGCGAG
This is a messenger RNA of Chlamydomonas reinhardtii, 3741 nucleotides long. RefSeq lists its product as uncharacterized. Bases 89 to 3136 code for a protein of 1015 amino acids. The transcript has 10 exons. The record is from RefSeq and is a predicted model, not a curated record. Lineage: Eukaryota; Viridiplantae; Chlorophyta; Chlorophyceae; Chlamydomonadales; Chlamydomonadaceae.